Messenger RNA from Drosophila elegans, 1307 nucleotides. RefSeq names its product thymidylate synthase. The transcript has a single exon. Gene Ontology annotation, molecular function: thymidylate synthase activity. The record is from RefSeq and is a predicted model, not a curated record. NCBI's taxonomy places the organism in Eukaryota, Metazoa, Arthropoda, Insecta, Diptera, Drosophilidae. Gene Ontology annotation, biological process: dTMP biosynthetic process. Bases 83 to 1051 code for a protein of 322 amino acids. Gene Ontology annotation, cellular component: mitochondrion; cytosol.
UUUGCCUAUCUUACCACAACUUUAUUUUCCCGCCAAAUUUCGAGCAUUCUGAAGUUUUUGCCAACAAUUAGAAAUUUGCGAAAUGUCUGUGACGCCAGUAAAUGGGCAUGGGGCUUCGCCGAAAGAGGCUUCGUCGUCGGCAGUGAAGGAGGUGGGCAAGAAGGAUCAAGCGGAGCAGAUCAACCGGGAUGAGGAGCAGUAUCUGGACCUGCUGAGGCACAUCAUCGCGAAUGGAGAGCGGCGGACAGAUCGCACGGAGGUGGGCACUUUGUCCGUGUUCGGCAGCCAGAUGCGCUUCAAUAUGAGAGAUUGCUUCCCUUUGCUGACCACCAAGCGCGUCUUCUUCCGCGCGGUGGCCGAGGAGCUGCUCUGGUUCGUGGCGGGCAAGACGGAUGCCAAGCUGCUGCAGGCCAAGAACGUGCACAUCUGGGACGGGAACAGCACCAGGGAGUUCCUGGACAAGCUGGGGCACACGGAGCGUGCCGUUGGAGAUCUGGGCCCGGUGUACGGCUUCCAGUGGCGGCACUUUGGAGCGGAGUAUGGCACCUGCGAUGACGACUACACUGGAAAGGGCAUCGAUCAGUUGCGACAGGUGAUCGACACCAUCCGGAAUAAUCCCUCGGACAGGCGCAUCAUCAUGUCGGCAUGGAAUCCAUCGGACAUUCCGAAAAUGGCCCUGCCGCCGUGUCACUGCCUGGCGCAGUUCUAUGUCUCCCAGACGCGCGGCGAACUCUCCUGCCAGCUGUACCAAAGGAGCGCCGACAUGGGUCUGGGCGUGCCCUUCAACAUCGCCUCCUACGCCCUGCUCACCCACAUGAUCGCCCAUGUAACGGGUCUGAAGCCAGGCGACUUUGUGCACACCAUGGGCGACACGCACGUCUACCUGAAUCACGUGGAGCCGCUGAAGGAGCAGCUGGAGCGAACGCCGAGACCAUUCCCCAAGCUGUUGAUCAAGCGUCAAGUGCAGGACAUCGAAGACUUCCGCUUCGAGGACUUUGAGAUAGUCGACUAUAAUCCCUAUCCCAAGAUCAAGAUGGAAAUGGCCGUCUAAGCGGAUGUGAAAAACUGAUUUUUAUCAAAAGCAUUUAUUAAUUAUAUCCACCAAUCUCACCUGUAUUACUUGAAAGGUCGCAAAUUAUUAAUUAAGUUACAGUAGCUCAACGCUGGGAGCGAGUGAUCCCAAUGAAUACAAUUCUAUUACAUGUUAUAAGGGUCUACCAAGAUAAAAGAUUUUGAUGAUUUCUAAAAUAUGUGUGACCGCCCUACAUAUAUAAAAAUAAAGAUAUUCCACGGAAACAUUAUUUAAA